AUGGAUGACUUAUAUGCUAUGGGCAUUUUUAUUGUCCCUCCGCUUACACCUCCGCCGACGCCUCCGCCCGAUUUCCCCGAGGACCUACAGGACCAGGAGCUAACAGAACCUUCUGUAACCAUAUCAAAAAAUGGAAGGUUGUAUGAUCUGGAAUUAUAUGAAGACCAAUAUCCCUGGCCAAUUGACUCAGAAGCGCGGGAGAGACAGCAACAUGUACAUGACGUACUGAUUGCUUACUUUGGUGGAAGCCUGUGGCAUGCUCCAAUCACCAGUCAACUAGGACUAGUUCUUGAUAUUGGUACAGGUACUGGAUGUUGGGCAUUUCACUUUGCCGAUGAAUUAACAUCAGUGAGAGUACAUGCUAUUGAUUCGGUUGUCCUUCAAACAAACUUAGUUCCCUUAAAUCUUGAAAUUGAUAUUGAUAAUGUCAGCAAGUAUUCUGAUUGGCAUACCAUGUAUCAAGAUGUCGAUUUUGCCCAUAUUGGGAGAAUGGGACAUCGCAUUCAAAACUUGGGCAAUGUUGUGAAUGGGAUAGCUAGAUGCGGUAAACCUGGAGCAUGGGCAGAGUUUGUGGACUGGAUUGUGGAGUUCCAAACUGAUCAAAAUUGUCCAGUCCGUCAGUGGUGUAAAGACAUGAAAGAUGCUCUCAGUCACUAUGGCUACGACCUUGACCUACCCCUGGAAUACGAAAAUACAUUGAAGGAAAAAGGUUUCAGCUCUGUUAAAACAAUCGAUCACCGAAUCCCCCUGUCCCUCGAAGACAGCAGACACACGAUGACUUCGAAAAAGGUUGUACAGAUAUGGGCUGAAAGUUUAGUGGAGUUCAGCUUGGAGCCGAUGACCGCAAAACUUGGUUAUAGUGCUGAAUAUGUCCAUGCAUUGUGUUCCGCUGUGUACCUGACAAUAGUUAACGGCCACACAGAUGGAUAUCUGAAUUGGCGUGUUGUCUAUGGUCAAAUACCUCGCUACGACAAUCAGCAGGUGCUUCGUGCUUGGAAAAACUUCUUCGGAUGCUUCUGA
Aspergillus wentii DTO 134E9 is the source of this 1020-nucleotide messenger RNA. RefSeq lists its product as uncharacterized. The record is from RefSeq and is a predicted model, not a curated record. The transcript has 8 exons. NCBI's taxonomy places the organism in Eukaryota, Fungi, Ascomycota, Eurotiomycetes, Eurotiales, Aspergillaceae. Bases 1 to 1020 code for a protein of 339 amino acids.